Messenger RNA from Ostrinia nubilalis (European corn borer), 3913 nucleotides. RefSeq names its product solute carrier family 2, facilitated glucose transporter member 8-like. Bases 320 to 1771 code for a protein of 483 amino acids. Gene Ontology annotation, cellular component: membrane. Gene Ontology annotation, biological process: transmembrane transport. NCBI's taxonomy places the organism in Eukaryota, Metazoa, Arthropoda, Insecta, Lepidoptera, Crambidae. Gene Ontology annotation, molecular function: transmembrane transporter activity. The record is from RefSeq and is a predicted model, not a curated record. The transcript is spliced from 9 exons.
AGUCCCGCGCAGACACACGCUUGCGUACGAUUUAAAAUUCGAACACGUCGCGAUCGAUUGUUUUUUAAUUCGAAAGAGUGGUUUUUAAUUUUUGAAAUUUUAAAAUUGGAACCUUUGUGAAUGAAAAAAGAGGAUUUAAAUAUAAAAUUAUUAUUUAUUUUAGUGGCAGUGGUUAAUAUUAAAUUAUUUGUGCAGUGAUUGACAAUUUAAGUUAAAUAUUGUUUUGGUUACAAAACUAAACCAAAAGAAGAAAAUGUGUUAAGGCCACCAGCGACGCCAAGCAUGAGCCAUUGAGGGCCACACCGCACGAGGUCCGAGUAUGUUCCUGCUGUCGCCGCGAUGGUUCCAACGCCUCAACCGAGAUGGCCUCGCCAAUCAGUUCUUCAUGGCCCUCAUGGUCACAAUACCAGUAUUAAACUUCGGGAUGCUGCUCGGCUGGCAGUCUCCCAUGACGCCGGUCCUGCAGGACCCGUUGGGCCCGGCGCCGGAGCCGGUCUCCGACGAGACCCUGUCCUGGAUGGCUGCCCUUACCUUCCUGCCGCCUAUCUUCUGCGGAUUCCACAUGGGGAACCUCAUCGACCGCUUCGGGCGGAAGAGCUUCACGAUAUUGACGUCACUGUUCCUUGCGAUGAGCUGGUCCAUCACGCUGUUCUCGCUGCGGCCGUGGGCGCUGAUCGCGUCACGUGUCGUGGCCGGCUUCGCGUGCGCCACGUGCUACGUCGUCACACCUUUGUACCUGAAAGAGAUCGCGUCCGACAACGUCCGCGGCGCCCUCGGCUCCCUCUUCAUCCUAGCACAGAACCUGGGCUACCUCGUGAUAUACCUGUGCGGUGACCUGAUGCCCUUCGCGUCGGUCAUGUGGCUGUGCACGGCGGUACCUGUGCUCCAUCUGCUGGCGUUUAUGGCCAUGCCCGAGACGCCUGUGUUCUUGAUCAAGCAGGGGAAAUUAAAGGAGGCCAGAACAGCGUUGGCAUGGCUACGCAACACCACCACCGAUGAUAAGAACUUAGAAGAAGCCAUCCAGGAGUUGGAGAGAGAAGAGGAGUACACUAAGUCCAUGGCACAUGCCAGCUUUAAGAGCCUAGUGCAAGACAAAACGCGUUUCAAAGCGUUUCGGAUAGCAGUCAACGUGAUGCUGUCCCAAGAGACGUGCGGAUACCUGGUGGUGCUCACGUACGCGGGAUCCAUCUUCGAGAAGGCAGCUGAGACCACCAGCCUGAAGCUGAGCCCGAACAAGCAGACCAUAGUGGUUGGGGCUCUGCAACUGCUGGGGUCUAUUGUGGCCAGUUGUAUUGUGGAGCAGACUGGAAGAAAGUGGCUGCUAGCCUGCACAUCCUUCGUCACGGGGCUAUCGAUGCUGACGCUAGGGUUAUGGUUCUACCUGACGUCAGCAUCCUUCUGCCUGCCGGGCUGGCUGCCGGUCAUGGCCAUGUGCCUGUGCAUCUUUGCUGACGCGUCAGGGUACCAGCCGGUGCCGUAUGUCAUCAUGUCCGAGCUGUUCUCGUUUCAGUACCGUGGAACAGCCACCUCCCUCAUCAUAUCCAUGACAGCUCUCAGCGACUUCCUCCAAACAAAGGCCUACGAUCCUCUUCUGAAACUCUUCGGGAUCCACUGGGUUUUCAUCAUGUUUUCCAUCAUUUGCUUCUUGGGGACCUUCUACACUGUUCUAUGGGUUCCAGAAACUAAAGGCAGAACGGUAGAAGAAAUCUACGCCGUUCUAGAAGGGAAAAAGGAGGAUGAGGAAACUGCGAAAGAAGUUAGCAGACUGUGAUAACGGGGAAUGAUUAUUGUGUAGCAAAGUAACUGUAUACCUACCGGUUUUAUUUUCGAAGUGUCUUCGAUUUUGAAUUUUUUUUAAUGGAAAAAAAAAUCACUAGGAGUGAUGUGGAUUGUCGUAACUGCUAUUACGUCUUAUAUCGCCAUAAUGUCAUGUUAUAUGACUCUAUAUUUAUUAAGAAAAGUAUCAUACCUAUGAUUUCAGCCCAUAAUUUUAGUUCAAGCCAGCAACUGACUUCUUACUGGUCUCUCAAAUACGAUUUUGAAAUAUGGUCCUAUCUGGGAAUGGAACUAUUAAACCGAUGUGUUAUGCUCAUUUUCACCAUCAAUCCCUAAUUUUUAAGUCACUCCUUGAAAAACAAAAUUUCUGUAAUGUGUUACCAUAGGGGUCACUUAAAAUUAGGGAUUGAUGGUGAAAACGGGCAUUAGCCUACUUACCGAGCAGUUAUUGAGCUGUAUGAACUGUAGAGACGUUACUUAUCGAGUCUACUUACCGAGCAGUUAUUGAACUGUACUUACAAUAAUACUCGUCUACAUCCAAUAUUGUCAAAUGGAAAGCGACACUCGUCUUGAGUUUCUAAGAUAGAACAUUCUUUAUUUACGCGUCACCGCUCAACAAGUUUUGUUGCCAUAUUUUACUUGUGUGACCUAAUGAAUAAAAACCUAAGCCUGUGUUGCACCAUCUUACUUUAACUUUAACAAACGUCAAAAGUCUAUCAACCUCCAUACAAAAAUCAUCGGAUAAAGUUACUGUGAAAGCAAGAUGGUGCAACUCAGCUAUAAUAUAAAUUAAAUACAUAAAUAGAAACACUUGCUCUCUACAUGAAGGUAUGUCACUGUAAAUGUGAAUAAGUAUACCGUCAGAUCUUAAUCUAACGAGAUUGUACACCUGUGUUGUAAACUAGAGUAUGAACCUUAACUGCUUACAAUUAAGCUUAUUUUUUCGAUAAAUUACAAUAUGUCAGCCAUUAAUUUGUCAACCUAUGGACAUACCGUAGAGUUAGGAAUCAAACACAGGUGUCUGGAAGAAUCGUUUCUUAGCGAUAAGACCGUCUUAAAUUGUACUGUUUCGAGUUUAUUAUCUUUGAUUUUUCUGUUGUAUAUCUAUUUUUAUUCAUUUCACUUAUCUACUUAAUAAUGUAACUCAUGUUAUGAAUCAUGUUUAAUUUAUGUCAUAAAUGCGAAAGUACCUCUGUUAUUUAUUUUAUUUUCAUGCUGCUGGACCAAUUUUGAUAAAUUUUAAUGUAGAGAUACAUAGAUUGAACUUUCGAAAAGAUCGAAAGCUUCAUUUGUUGUUAAAAAAAUAACAAAAAAGUCCCCCGUUUCAUCAUUUAAUGAUAAUAAAAUAUGAAAUAAGUAUCUGAAUGAAAUACCUAAUAUUGUUGUAAAAAUAAAUUGGCGCUUAAUUAUUUGAAAAUUACCUUUUUUCUUUCUUUCUUUCCUUCAAAACGAUUCCAAUUUUCUAUUAAAAAUGAAUCAAUAUCUACUUUAGAGAUUCUUCUGGACAUAAAGUACUUAAAGAUAAUUAAUUAUCAACUAAAUUCGAGAUACUACAUCAUUUUUAAUUGCAUGUCAUACAGUUCAUGAAACAUAAUAUUUUAUAUCAAUACAAAUCUUAAUUACAAUAAAGAAACUAUAAUGUUUUGAUUUGUCGAUAUUGAUAAUAUUGUUAUUUCUUUUACUUUUGAAUACUUAAUAUCUUUUAGUAAAAUAUUUUUAAGAUUUUAUUUACGUUUUUUUACUCAUAUCGCAACCGCUCAAAAAAGAAUAAAAAAAAGAAGAUUUAUCGGAUUAAGACUUAAAAAUAUCGUCGAUAUUAAGAAAGAAAUACAUUUUAAUUCUAUAUCAAAAAACCAUUAUGGCAAAUAUAAACGUCUGAAGGUAUUUUUUUUAUAUUAUCGCCUAAUUACCUAUUUCAAAAAAAUAGAUUCUGUAUUUUUUUUUUCAACAAUUAUAUGUAUUCUAAAAAUGACAUGUAUAUUUUGACUCUUUUAUUGUAAUAGAGCUUAAUAUAUUGUCCAUAUUCCAUGUCCAAUUUAUUGUGAUGAAACCGUGCCUUUUCAUUCCCAAUGUGAUAUAGAUGACGAAUUAUUUAGAUUAAGCUAGUUUUUGAAUUAAAAUAAUUUAUUUGAAAGAA